Lotus japonicus is the source of this 1391-nucleotide messenger RNA. RefSeq names its product probable ubiquitin-like-specific protease 2A. NCBI's taxonomy places the organism in Eukaryota, Viridiplantae, Streptophyta, Magnoliopsida, Fabales, Fabaceae. The transcript is spliced from 7 exons. The record is from RefSeq and is a predicted model, not a curated record. Gene Ontology annotation, molecular function: cysteine-type peptidase activity. Gene Ontology annotation, biological process: proteolysis. Bases 120 to 974 code for a protein of 284 amino acids.
AACCAAAAAGGCUAGAACCAAUACGGAACCGCGCCUCAAGAACAUACAGAACUCAAUCGAGUAACACACUGUGCUUCAUCUUCAUGCCCCGCAUUUUAGUUCGAUCAUAAUAUCAUUCAAUGAGAUUACGCUCAGCAUCAUCAUUGAAAACUUCAAAGGUCGCUAACAAUGAAGUGAUUUAUGUGAAGGGAGAAACAGAAACUAACUCAGAACAUGGAACAAAAAUUGUUUAUACUCGUCGAAGAAAGAAGGGUAAGCCUGUAAGAGAUGUGAUAGGAAGUGUAAUUUCAUCAUUGCCAUCAUACCUGAGCGAUAUUCCCCGGCGACCGCGAACAAAGAAGAAAAAAUUCAAGGCUGAAGAAGCUCUCCCUAGACCCAAGCUAGACAGUGGAGUCUUUGAUAAUAACUUAGUGAAAAUAUGGAACAGUUUCUCAGAAGAUAAGAGGAAGCCCUUUGCAUACUUUGACAGCUUAUGGUUUAGCCUUUACAGGGCUGCUUCAUCCAAAGACAAGGUGCUGACUUGGAUUAAAAAAGAACAUAUUUUCUCAAAGGCAUAUGUUUUUGUUCCUAUAGUCUGCUGGGGUCACUGGAGUCUUUUGAUCUUCUGCCAUUUUGGUGAGAGCUUGCAGUCAACUACUAGAUCGCGGUGUAUGUUGUUGCUGGAUUCUCUUGAAAUGGUGAAUCCAAGACGCCUUGAACCAGACAUAAGAAGGUUUGUUGUAGACAUUUAUAAAGCAUGGGACAGGCCAGAGACUAAGAAUCUCAUAUAUCAGAUUCCUUUAUUGGUUCCCAAGGUGCCUCAACAAAGAGACGGUAAUGAAUGUGGGAACUUCGUCCUUUAUUUCAUUAACUUGUUUUUGAGAUGUGCUCCUGAGAAUUUUAGCAUGGGCGGGUACCCUUACUUCAUGAAAAAAGAUUGGUUUACCUUUGAAGACUUUGACAGGUUUUGUGAGAGACUUUAUUCAUUGAAUUAAAUGCCCCCAAAUUUGAGUACACUGGGAUUAACACACUUCAUUACUGAUUAUUAUAUACAUAAAUAGUAAGGGGGUUUGUUCAUAUAGGAGGCAAGGAUAUCCAGUUUUUUUGCGAAGUAGAGAUAGUACACUACUCCUCUUCUAUGCAUAUAGUUCAACUUCAUGGAAUGCCAAUGUGUUGGAAUUGAAAUUUACUGUACCAUGUUGGCUUCUGUAGAUGCAGUUGUUAAAGUUAUGUCAUGUUCAGAUUGAUAGUAGCAGUGUUUAUAUUAGCUUAUAUAACACAAUUGGUAUAGUUAUUUAGUCUAAGAGUUUCAACUUGGUGAAUGUGAUCUGUUUCUGUGUACAUUCGAGAUAGAGAUUUGAACAUAUUUGACAAUGAAGUAGAAAUUGAAAUCUGAUUUUCAACUUGGUGAA